Molecule: messenger RNA, 1439 nt
Organism: Paramisgurnus dabryanus
Lineage: Eukaryota; Metazoa; Chordata; Actinopteri; Cypriniformes; Cobitidae
Gene: grhpra
Product: glyoxylate reductase/hydroxypyruvate reductase a
Cellular component (GO): cytosol
Molecular function (GO): glyoxylate reductase (NADPH) activity; hydroxypyruvate reductase (NADH) activity; NAD binding
Source: RefSeq, a predicted model, not a curated record
UCUGCCGAACGAGAUUGUUCGUGUCACCUUUUAAUGCUUCCCACAUUUGUGCCUCUGAAGAUAGCCAGUACUUUUGCUAUAAUCGGUUACGAAGUUGAUUAUAUGAGCGUUAUUCAUCCGUUCAACAUAUUAAUCUUUCAAAAUGAGCGCGCAGCAGAUGAUGAAAGUAUUCGUCACCAGACGCAUUCCUCAAGAGGGCAUGAAAAUACUUCAAAAAGCCGGCGGCAUGUGUAAUUUGUCAUUGUGGGACUCUGAUGAACCUGUGCCCCGGGCAGAGCUGCUGAAAGGUGUGGCAGGUGCUCAUGGGCUUCUCUGUUUACUCUCAGACAAAAUCGAUACCGAGGUCCUGGAUGCGGCUGGACCCAACUUGAAAGUGAUCAGCACUCUCUCUGUUGGAUUUGACCACCUUGCCAUAGACGAAAUAAAGAAAAGAGGAAUAAGAGUAGGUUACACUCCUGAGGUUUUGACAGAUGCUACUGCUGAGCUGACCGUAGCUUUGCUCUUGGCUACAGCUCGACGUCUUCCAGAAGGUGUAGAGGAAGUCAAAAAUGGUGGAUGGAGCACAUGGAAGCCUUUGUGGUUGUGUGGCUAUGGGCUGUCUGACAGCACUGUCGGGGUGAUUGGAUUAGGACGUAUAGGUCUGGCGAUUGCAAGACGACUGAAGCCCUUUGGAGUGAAGAGAUUGCUGUACACAGGCAGACAACCUAAACCCCAGGCCCAAGAGGUUGAGGGGGAAUACGUGCCAUUGGACUCACUGUUAAGUGAGAGUGAUUUUGUGAUUGUGUCCUGCUCUUUGACACCUAAAACUCAGGGACUUUGUGACCAAACUUUCUUCAGCAAGAUGAAGAAAACUGCAGUCUUUAUCAACACCAGCAGAGGGGCUGUUGUGAAUCAAGAGGACUUAUUUAAGGCCCUCAGUAGUGGAGAGAUCGCAGCAGCAGGACUUGAUGUCACAAGCCCUGAACCCCUACCCACUGAUCACCCACUGCUGACCCUUAAAAACUGUGUGGUUCUCCCUCAUAUCGGCAGUGCCACCUACUCCACACGUGGUGUCAUGGCAGAACUGUCUGCAAAUAAUUUGCUUGCAGGCCUGACAGGCACCGAAAUGCCCAGUGAGCUGAAGUUGUAGCAUCCUGAAUUAAGUUAAAAUGUCAGAUAGUUGAAUAUAGAUUGCAGAACUGUAAAAGCCAACUUUUCACUAAAUAAUAACCUCCAGCAAAACUGCAACAGUAUAACAUGAUCUUAUGUUGUAACAAAUGCUGCACCAUACACUCCAAUUUGUUUCUGUUUAUACACAGAAAUGGCAACAUAUGUUUGUGUAACAACAGAUUUAUUUAAGGAUGGUAUUUCGGCAUCUCAUGGACGUAGUUCAGCCACAUUUUCCAAACAUGUAACUUGGAUACAAUGUGAAUGUCAUUAAAUGUACUUGAUAUAAAAUG